AAAACUAGUAGUCUUAGUAUAAUUUGAUGUACAAGGACCUUCUUAUGGCUCAAAAAGUAAUAACAAAGUCACUCGGUGUAAUCUCAUUAUGUUCGAUUACAGUUAAACAUCCUUCUUGACUUUAAAUAUGGAUUUGGAUGCACGUAGAUGUAAAAUCCUACACAGAACUGACCCCUCGUUCAUCCAAGAUCACAGCUUUACUUGAUGCCGUUACACUACCGACUACCGACUCCGCCACUUUCGUGACCGCAGCAGAAUCGACAAACACGAGCUACCGACUCUGAAGCGUCAGAAUUGGGAUAAAGUGCGGCUGAUGGUGCGCAGAUCCAAGAACCCAGUUCAUCAUAUUCACGGUGACUACGGUUUAUACUGGAAUCUCAUUUUUUCUUUGCACAGCAAAUUUUGGUCUUGCUUGUUACGCCCAGGCCAUUGCAGUGCAGCACAGCUGGAUUGAGGAGACACGGUACGUUAUGAGGCUGGGCGCAAAAGCUUCGUCGCACGAUCAUCUUGCCAGACUCAACUUCGCCAAGUUCUGAAAUUGUGACGAUCUAGAGGAGUUUGGGGAGGCGAUUAACUAAGAUGUUGACGGAAGGGUGCGAGGAUGACACAUACAAAACAGGUUCUGGGGAUCGCAACUACAUCGCGCCUGAACUCGGGGAGUUCAAUCCUACGAAGCCUAAACCAUGGAAGCCCAAUGGUCCUGUGAAGAUCUUGCAGCCGGAUGGAGUGUGGGUGCAUCCCCAUGUGUAUGGCAAGAAGAGAAUUCUGCGGUUUCCGGUCCGACCGGAGGUUGGAACUGGACCAGAUGGGAAGGAGGUGAAGUUUCGAGAGUUUGAGAAACCUUUCUAUCGGUCGAAUCAUCUCAACCCUUUGCCACCUGAACAAACGCCGAGCGAUUUUAAGACCAAGUACAUUGACCCACUUGCUCCGGAACGCCCUGAUGCUCGGGAUUGGACUCAGCGGGAUCCGCAGUACUCAGUCGUCCCCCAGAAGUGUUAUAAGUGCAAGCCUGGGCCGCCGACACACAACAGGCUGCACAAAGCUGUUGCGUCGGGCGACAAAAAACACUUUUGCAGGGUCAUUGAUCCAGAGGGUCAUCUCCACAGGAAGAAAGGAGGAGGAUGGAUGUGCCGAAAAUGGGCCCCGCGGGGUCAGCUGUGGCCCCGCGACGGCAAAGAUUUGGUCCCCCGCCAUCUCAUCAAUCACUCACCGAAGGAGUGGGAGGAUCAUGUCGCGGAGCAAGAACGCAAGGAAGCAGCGGAAGAUGAAGCCUUCCAGAAGUUAAUGACAGAUGUUUUUGGUGUAAUGAGGUGCGAGGGCGGCGGCGUGGUGGAGGAAGUAAACAGUAUGAUAGCGCGGGAGAAGAACGUCCAUGCCGACAAGCAAGCGGCCAUGUACAAAUCGUGGGAGAUGCACGUCUACCAUAACAUUCAGGACCAGAUCGGCGAAAAACUCAGGAAACUUUCCCCCGAUCAGAUUUCGAGUAAACUUCGGUACGAGCAAGAUCGGUAUGCGAAGGCCGUUGGUAAUCACAAAAUAUUUUGCGAUAUUAUGAAUGACGCAUACAAUCCCUUUGAGUUGUCGAAGUCGAAAGAAAAUUAUGUGCACUACAAUGUCAAGAACCUCAUCGACCCCAUGAAGCAUGACCUCGAGAAGGAGAAGAGGGAGAAAGUGUGCAUGGGCGAGCCAGUGUUCCAGAAAGCGCAAUGCAAGGAGACUCUCGAUUUAUGCCACUGGACUCAUGACCAAUUUAGGACUACGAUGCACGGCCACAUCAAUGCUGAUGACGAAGAUGCAACGCGGAAACCGAGAGUGAUGAUUCCUGGAAAAUGGUAUUCCCGACCUGUAUUCUGGAAUGGAGACUGGAGAUGGCUGAAAGAAUACUGGAAUGAAUCAUUCCCAACAGGAGGAAAAGCAAUGCCACCAAAACCACCAGAUAAUUGUGAAACUUUACCUCGCAUUGAGAAGGAUAUGGUGUGGGACAGCCCGGUGAAGAGCCAACGGAAACUGCAGAUUUCGGUAGAGAAUCCCGGGUUCUAAGUGAAUUUCUGAUUUCCAGCAGGGUCACCAUUUAGCUGAGUGUUGCAGCAAUCUAAAAAGAGUACAGCCACAUACUCCAAGCGAUGUUGCUGCAGAUUCCAGACAAGAGAGUCUACUACCCUGGAGGGUUCAUGUAUUAGGGUUCUGAUUUUUGCACGAUGCAGUUUUUCCGUCAGAACUGCGGUUUAGAAAUUUCUCUAGCAAUCAGAGAUCGAGUAGGUGAUUUGCUGACGUGAGAGUGAGGUAUUUGAGUGCACAGAUUAAUGAGGACUUUCGAUUUCUAUGGGUACAAUGCCCGUUUGCAUGGUGUUCAUUUCUGCGUAGUGGAAUUCAGGUGAGAUAAUUGUACAUUUGUCAUGAUCAAUUCCCUCUGCUCGACGAUAUCUCUCCUUC
Messenger RNA from Physcomitrium patens, 2433 nucleotides. RefSeq lists its product as uncharacterized. Lineage: Eukaryota; Viridiplantae; Streptophyta; Bryopsida; Funariales; Funariaceae. The record is from RefSeq and is a predicted model, not a curated record. Gene Ontology annotation, biological process: lipid A biosynthetic process. Gene Ontology annotation, molecular function: phospholipid binding; lipid-A-disaccharide synthase activity.